Molecule: messenger RNA, 2007 nt
Organism: Anopheles coustani
Lineage: Eukaryota; Metazoa; Arthropoda; Insecta; Diptera; Culicidae
Gene: mirr
Product: homeobox protein araucan
Exons: 5
Coding region: 23-1804 (593 amino acids)
Biological process (GO): neuron differentiation; regulation of transcription by RNA polymerase II; cell development
Cellular component (GO): nucleus
Molecular function (GO): DNA-binding transcription factor activity, RNA polymerase II-specific; RNA polymerase II cis-regulatory region sequence-specific DNA binding
Source: RefSeq, a predicted model, not a curated record
GUUAUAGAAAAAAAUUUGGUGAAUGAUCGAGACGGUGAUAGGAGAACGGCGUUCUAGCGGCUUUGCAGUUGCAGGUGAAGAGAAAACCAUGUCACAUUUUCCCUUCCGAGGCUCGCCUUCCGCCCAGAGUACCACACCGACAGUUCCAUCCGCGCCCUCCUCACCCCCGACCGCGCCGGUCGCGAUGGCCGUCACGACGACGGUGCCCCCGAGCGCCCGGAGUUCCUCACCCUGCUCGGCUACCUCCGGUCCGCCGUCGUCGGCCGGGCCGGGCGGGGCGUCCGGCGGUGGUUCGAGCGGCGGAGGCCCCGGUGGCCGCUGCUGCGACACCGGCCGACCCAUCUUCACCGAUCCCAUCUCCGGCCAGACCGUGUGCUCCUGCCAGUACGAUCUCAUCAGCUACCAGCGGCUCGCGAGCGCCGGAAUCGCCGGCCCGGGCGGGGUCCCACUGUCGAUGUACAGUGCGCCCUACUCGCCGGAAACGAUGGCCGCCUACUUCCCGGCCAUCGGCGCCGAUCAGGCUCCGUUCUACGCAAACCCAGCGGCCGCAGGUAUUGACCUGAAGGAAAACCUGGCAGCAGGCGGCGCACCGUGGCCUUAUCCCUCCGUCUACCAUCCGUACGAUGCGGCCUUCGGCUAUCCGUUCAACUCAUACGGCAUGGACUUGAACGGGGCGCGGCGGAAAAAUGCCACCCGCGAAACGACCAGCACGCUGAAGGCGUGGCUGAACGAGCACAAGAAAAACCCGUACCCGACCAAAGGCGAGAAGAUCAUGCUGGCGAUCAUCACCAAGAUGACGCUGACGCAGGUGUCCACCUGGUUCGCGAACGCCCGGAGGCGGCUGAAAAAGGAGAACAAGAUGACGUGGGAGCCGCGGAACCGGGUGGAGGACGACGACGUCAACCUGGACGACGACGACGACGACAACAAGAGCUUAAAGGACGACAAGGAAAUCCUAGACUCCAAAGAUUCCGGUACGGGUUCAAGUGAAGAUGGCGACCGACCGUCGAGGUUGGACAUGCUGGAUCGUCCCGGUGGAAGCGAGUGGAACGGUUCGCGCAACGGAAGCGGUCCCAACUCGCCCGACAUCUACGAUCGGCCCGUGCCGGGCCACCACCAUCACCACCAUCACCCGCUGCUGCACCCCUCGAACUUCCCACCGCACCUGAGGCCCGCCAUCUCCACGCCGCCGGACGUAAGCCACCACACGAGCCCGAGCGGAAGCACGAACCCGAGCACGAAGCCGCGCAUCUGGUCGCUGGCGGACAUGGCCAGCAAGGAGAACACCAAGGACUCGGACUCGUCCUCGCCGACGGCCGGCUACCCGUCGCCCGGCAAGAUCCCGGUCGCGCCCCUGGCCGGCCGGGGUCUCAACCCGCUCCACCACCAUCCGUACAUGCGGCCCGACUUCUACCGGAACCUGUACGGCCAUCACCUGGCGCCCGGUUCGCCCGAGGUGUCGCUGCUCGAGUCCUACCAGCGGACGUUCGGCGCUACGAUCGGGGCCCACAACGGCCUUCCGGUCGGCAUCAAUCCGCUCAUAUCGAAGGCGUCCGGCAGCAGUGGGCCUCCGUACGGUCCGCUCAGUCUCACCACCGCCAACCACCACCUCCACCAGCAGCAGCAGCAGCACCAUCACCUGCAGCAUCCGCACACGGCACCCCCGCCCGGCGCCUCGCCCGCCUCCAGUACCUCCAGCAAUGGGCCGGAAAACCUGGCGCCCACCAGCGCCUCCCUCCCGUCCGUCACGGCGCCCAGCGAGGCCAAGCUGAUCAACGUGCUCGCGAACAGUUCCAAACCUUGACCGAUGGCGAUCAAGUAAGUACGCUAAGUCGGAGCGAUUUUUUCCCAAAGCAUAGAAACAGAAGAAACAAACACCCAACCUAUUUGGGUGGAAACGACAAAAACGGAAUAGAAAACUAUAAAAAAAAAACAAAACCCACACAACUUAACACAAUUGGACAAUAAAUGAAUGUGAUUGAGAGCUGCAAUCUAUUCGUCGAAACC